Messenger RNA from Tetrahymena thermophila SB210, 537 nucleotides. RefSeq lists its product as hypothetical. The transcript has a single exon. NCBI's taxonomy places the organism in Eukaryota, Ciliophora, Oligohymenophorea, Hymenostomatida, Tetrahymenidae. The record is from RefSeq and is a predicted model, not a curated record.
AUGGAGACAUAGUAGUACCUUUUCAAAAAAAUGUGCUCCAAAAUAAAUUUUCAUCUCAGGAACCUAUACCCGAAGUUUUUUAAGUAAAGAAAAAGUACUGCUCAUGUAGACAUGCAAUGCUAAAAAAUCACUUAGAAGAAUCAAAAAGUUAAGACAAGUAAAGAUUUUUUUUUUAAAAAACACGCUGAGAUUAUAUUUAAAAACAUUUUUUUUUAUGGGACUAAAUCAUUUUCAAAAAUACUUCAAAAAAAUUAUAAAAUUGUUAAGCAUUUUAAAUAAACUAACUCAUACUUUCAAAAAAACUUAUUGACACUUAUUAAAAAUAACCAAUACACAUACUUUCAAAAAAACUAAUUGACACUUAUUAAAAGACAACUUCAAAAAUAUUUAUGUUUGUAAAAACCAAUAAUCAAUCUUAUAUUAAUUGCUAGCUCAUUGCUUUAGUGCUUUCUUGGAAAUGUUUCUUGUGUCUAAGUCUUUGUUUACCUGCUUAAGAGCUCUAGCUAAUUGGCCUAAAAAAAAAGAAGAUCUUCAUGA